AUGAGCAAUAAUCUCCUCUCCCUGGCAGGAUGGUACUUCCUACCGAAUCUUGUAACAGGCUACGCCCAAACAGCUCUCUACGCGAUCUUCAUGCGCGCAGGCGAACCAAAACCACAACCCGGCUCGCCUCGCCACAUCCGUGAUCGCAAACGUGUCUUCAUCUUCGUAAUCCUGGCAUAUCUGUGUUAUACGAUCUACGAAUCCGACUGGCAACUUCGACGUGAAGGCGACUUCUAUCAACAUCUCGGCGUAUCACAUUCCGCAUCCGAGCGAGAAUUGCAGUCCAGAUUUAGGAGACUGACUGUGCAGUAUCAUCCCGACAAGGUGACUUCUGGGUCUGCGAGUGAGAAGGCGACUGUGGAGGCGAUAUACGUGCAGCUCAAACUUGCGAGAGAUACGCUCAUCGAUCCUGCGAAACGUCUCGCCUACGAUAGGUUCGGGCCCGAGAUCCUAGGGUGGCGACAGUGUACGACGAUUCGUGAUUAUGUCAUUACGGGCGUGCAGCGUACAGCGGUCUACUACAUCGGCAGUGGAGCGGUACUGGUGCUAUUGGGCGUUCUAGGAUAUCUGCAGCAAGGAAAGUUCUGGCGAUAUUUGGUUAUGGCUGGUUUGUUCGUGGUGGAAGUGCAGACGAUGAUGCGGCCGGACUGCCCAGCCGUGCUGACGAAGCUCGUCAACCCGAUGCUUCUCAGUACAGGACUACGAGCACCUUAUCUACCUUUCCAGAUGCUAUCACUAUUACGAAAAUUUGCUCUGACAUUCUUCAUUGCUAUGUCACAGCUUGGGCCUGUACUACAAGGGCCACAAAGCAUAGGCACGAACGAAGAUGGUGUCUCACCCCAGCUGUUAGACAGGGUCGAUGCCUUGGCCAAGGCGACAGAUCAGGAAGUGAGCAGGCUGAUGGGGUUGGAGCUUAUGCCUGUCGCAGCAGGCGAUCAAGCUUCGCAUCGCAAUCUAAGGACGACGCUGAAGGAAUGGCUUGUGCACAAUACGAUCAGGAACGAUACUGAAGUCAAGGGCGCAAUUGCGAAUGCACUUGAUCGACGGAGAAGGCAAGGAGCGAUGGAUGCAUCAAUGGUUGGGUAG
This is a messenger RNA of Recurvomyces mirabilis, 1086 nucleotides long. RefSeq lists its product as uncharacterized. Lineage: Eukaryota; Fungi; Ascomycota; Dothideomycetes; Mycosphaerellales; Teratosphaeriaceae. The record is from RefSeq and is a predicted model, not a curated record. Bases 1 to 1086 code for a protein of 361 amino acids. The transcript has 2 exons.